Messenger RNA from Branchiostoma floridae (Florida lancelet), 911 nucleotides. RefSeq lists its product as uncharacterized. Lineage: Eukaryota; Metazoa; Chordata; Leptocardii; Amphioxiformes; Branchiostomatidae. The transcript has 9 exons. Bases 126 to 911 code for a protein of 261 amino acids. The record is from RefSeq and is a predicted model, not a curated record.
UCAAAAGUAUAAGAUAUAAACAUAUCUCUAUCUUUAGUGGAAAAAUGAUCAUUGAUAAAAAUCUUUAGUAUAUUGAAACCCUACCUGGCAGUCCUCAACCCUUACAUCUCGCGAGAUCUCCCGAGAUGUCAUUGAAAUUCAAAAUGGCCACCCAUCAGGACCUCCCUCCAAGAAACCUGCCUCCCCUUCCCGGUCCAAGCACAAUCACCGAUGGACCAGAUCUCUUGGCAACCACCACCAAGAAAAAGAAAAGAUUGUCUGCAGGAAUUACCGGGAGUGAUUCCCAGCUGUCGUCCUCUGCGUUGGCGUCUCGGGGCGGGGUAGACGGGGUGGAGGAUGGAGCGUCAGCUAACGGCAGCGUGGACAACGUCUGGGAGCCACAACAGGACCGACAGGAGAGAAAGGCCAGGCAGAGGAAGAAGAGACAAUCCAGAAAUGUGGAGGAGGAAGGUGCUGGUACUGACCUGUCAGAAAAGAGCAAGAGACAAAGCAAAGCUUUGGAUGAUGAGGAGGGGAAAGACAAGGUGGCGGUCUCUCCUCGGCAAAGGCGGCGGCACCACAGAGGCAGACGAGGGGAGAACACCAGAAAUCCUGCAGCCUCUCCUAAAACGAAGCGUAACGUUUCUCGCCAGGGUGUUACCACCUUCCUCACACAAACCAGUGAGAGUAGUGGAGUCACUCCCUCCCCUCGUACUGCCAGGAAGGCCCAGAUUAAGUGUAAGCUACAUGCACAUUUUCACAAAUCAGAAAUGUGUCACAUGCACAUUUUCAUAAACAAACAUAUCAUAAGCCAUGAAGACUUUUUCAUGAGUGAAUCAUGUAUUUAUGUCAGUCAUUCUGUGUUGAACUUCUUUACAACCAGGGGUACCACAAGGGUCAGUCUUGGGUCCCCUGGUAUCACUAUUUACUAG